CAAACACACCCAUAAUAUCUUUGAUUACUUUCAAAAAAGGACAAUAUCAUCUAAAAGUCAAACUUUUGAUCCCACAAAACUCCUUAAUACACAGCCUCCUUUAGUUUAGUUAACUCCCCUUUCCCUUCAAAGGUCAUUGACAUAUUCUUCUUCUUCUUCUUCUUCUUCUUUCUUCCUUCUCUCGCUUUCUUUCUCUCUCUCUCUCUCUCUCUCUUCUCUCUCUCUCUCUCUCUCUCUCUCUCUCUCUCUCUCUCUCUCUCUCGCUCUCUCUGAGAUGGGUUUGUUUGGAACGAAGAAGAUUGGUAAAUACGAGAUAGGAAGGACAAUCGGAGAAGGGAAUUUCGCAAAAGUGAAACUAGGUUACGACACGACCAAUGGUACCUACGUAGCCGUCAAAAUCAUAGACAAGGCUCUGGUUAUUCAAAAGGGUCUAGAGUCUCAAGUCAAGAGAGAGAUACGGACGAUGAAGCUUCUCAACCAUCCCAACAUCGUACAGAUUCACGAGCCACAAAACUUGCUGUUAGAUUCAAAAGGCAAUCUCAAAGUUUCUGACUUUGGACUAAGUGCAGUUCAUAAGUCAGGGGACAUGCUAUCUACAGCUUGUGGGUCUCCAUGUUAUAUAGCACCAGAGCUGAUUAUGAACAAAGGCUACUCAGGAGCAGCAGUGGAUGUAUGGUCUUGUGGAGUGAUUCUGUUUGAAUUGCUUGCUGGUUAUCCACCGUUCGAUGAUCAUACACUUGCGGUUUUGUAUAAGAAGAUACUCAGAGCAGAUUACACAUUCCCACCUGGAUUCACUAGGGAGCAGAAGAAGCUAAUCUUUAACAUACUUGACCCAAAUCCUCAAAAGCGUAUGACCGUAGCUGAGAUAAUCACCCAAGAUUCUUGGUUCAAGAUAGGUUAUGCACCAGCUUAUCAUCAAGUUUCAGACUCGAUCAAGGCAUCUAUGUAUAUAACUUAUUCUGAAUUAUAUCUCUUGCAGGAAAAUGUGGCGGAAAUAAACGCAGCUACCGCGUCUUCAAAUUACAUAAACGCAUUUCAGAUAAUAGCAAUGUCUAGUGAUCUAGAUUUGUCAGGUCUAUUCGAAGAACAGGAUGAUAAGAUAUAUAAAACAAGAAUUGGGUCUAAAAACACAGCGCAAGAAACAAUCAAGAAGAUCGAAGCUGCAGCAACUGAUGUUAGUUUAUCAGUUGAAAGAGUAAAGCAUUUCAAGGUUAAGAUUCUGCCGAAAGAGAUAAGAUCAAGAUCUUCUUAUGACCUAUUAUCAGCAGAGGUGAUCGAGGUGACUCCAACGAACUGUGUAAUAGAAAUAUCAAAGGCAGCAGGCGAGUUAAGACUAUACAUGGAGUUUUGCCAGAGUUUAUCCAGCUUACUUACCGCGGAAGUAAGCUAAGAGCGAUAGAGACUCAAGUAAAAAUGUUGUGACAGAUGAUGAUGAUAAACAGAAGAACCAGAUUUUGCAGAUUCAAGUUGCAGUGACACGAAGACAAUAAAAAGAAUGGAUUCAAAGAGUAAUUCAUGUCUUGUGGUGAUCCCAAAUGGUUCUCAUGUGAAAUGAUUGAUUUUUGUUUUUUCUAAGAAAAUUUGUUAAAUAACAAAAAAGAUGAAAUAAAGCAAGCCAAUAACAGAACUUCUACGUAUAAUUUCAUAUUGUGUUUGAGAGACCAUUGCAAGUGAUAUAUUUUGCUUUGGUUCUGUUUUCAUAUGGCUAAUCGUAUUUUCAAAGAAACGUAGCUGG
Thlaspi arvense is the source of this 1735-nucleotide messenger RNA. NCBI's taxonomy places the organism in Eukaryota, Viridiplantae, Streptophyta, Magnoliopsida, Brassicales, Brassicaceae. The record is from the annotation of a GenBank genome assembly.